This is a messenger RNA of Tricharina praecox, 960 nucleotides long. RefSeq names its product ubiquinone biosynthesis protein COQ7-domain-containing protein. Gene Ontology annotation, molecular function: 3-demethoxyubiquinol 3-hydroxylase activity. Lineage: Eukaryota; Fungi; Ascomycota; Pezizomycetes; Pezizales; Pyronemataceae. The coding region runs from base 160 to 864 and encodes 234 amino acids. Gene Ontology annotation, cellular component: mitochondrial inner membrane. The record is from RefSeq and is a predicted model, not a curated record. Gene Ontology annotation, biological process: ubiquinone biosynthetic process. The transcript has 2 exons.
AACAAGUAUUAGCAUUGUAAGCAGCUGGGGCUCAAGACUCAAUUUAUCGAGCUCCUUCUCAUCUCUACGCGUGGAGUACCGUAGUUACCACCACCCCACCACCAACACGUCGUCCUAUCUACGCCAUCUGAAAUCAAGACCAACCAACUUCCCGCCGUUAUGUCGCUUCGAAUCCUCACCCACGCUCCGGCGCUCGGCAUCUCCCGGAUCGCCGCCACCACGACCACCCGCAAACUCACCACCGCCGCCGCCGCCCACACCCAACCAACAUCGUCGCCGGCACCGGCGCCGCCUCAGCGGCCAUUGACCGCAAAAGAAACCGCCUUCCUCGAAAAAGCCCUGCGCGUCAACCAAGCCGGCGAGCUCGGCGCCAACCUCAUCUACGCGGGGCAAUAUGCGAUAUUCAAGCGGGACGCGAAGCUCGCACCACUGAUCCGGCACAUGUGGGACCAGGAGGUUGAGCACCUAGACAAGUUCGACUCGCUGCUGGCGAAGCAUCGGGUACGGCCGACGGCGCUGCGGCCGCUGUGGAACGUGGCCGGGUACGCGCUGGGACUGGGCACGGCGCUGCUGGGGCCGAAGGCUGCGAUGGCCUGUACUGAGGCCGUCGAGACCGAGAUCGGCGGGCAUUACAAUAAUCAGCUGCGGGUCCUGCUCGAUAUGUGCAAGGACGAGCCGGAGCUCCUAAAGAACGGGGAGAUCAAGGAGCUCGUCGAUACGAUACGCAAGUUCAGGGACGAUGAGUUGGAACAUCUGGAUACGGCCGUGGAACACGAUGCGAAGGGCGCCGAGGGUUACGAAGUGCUGCAUAAUCUCAUUCGUGGAGGGUGUAAGGCAGCAAUUUAUGUCAGUGAGCGGAUAUAGUCUGUGUGGCUGGCAGCUGCAGCUUCCUGCUCGAUUUCUAGGGAUGGCGCGGGACAUAGAUUGUAUGAUAUGUACUCUAUAAACAAUAGACGACUG